Carlito syrichta (Philippine tarsier) is the source of this 2562-nucleotide messenger RNA. It is a transcript of the gene TTLL8, whose product is annotated as tubulin tyrosine ligase like 8. NCBI's taxonomy places the organism in Eukaryota, Metazoa, Chordata, Mammalia, Primates, Tarsiidae. Gene Ontology annotation, molecular function: protein-glycine ligase activity, initiating. The record is from RefSeq and is a predicted model, not a curated record. The coding region runs from base 1 to 2562 and encodes 853 amino acids. Gene Ontology annotation, cellular component: cilium. Gene Ontology annotation, biological process: cilium movement; cilium assembly; protein polyglycylation. The transcript is spliced from 12 exons.
AUGGGCUCUGGGGACGGCAGCAGACGCUUGGGCCGGGGGGAGGCUUUGAUUUGGAUUUUUAGGUGGAGGCUGACCACCUGGUAUGAGCUCGCGGGAGCCCUGGGUGCCGUGGCCGAGAGGGGCCGAGAGGGACCAGGAGCAGGGAGGGCGUUGGGUGGAGAGGUGGCCGGCUCCGGUCCUGCUGGGGCGGGGGGAUCCCGGCUGCCCCAGGGAGGGCUGGAGGCCCCCCCAGGCCACAGGCUUGAGAGACCAGGCAGCUGCGUGGAGCCCAAAUCAAAACGAGGAGUUUCCCAAGACUUGGCUUCUUCACCCAAGCUAGACAGAUGCAAAAUAGCACGGCAACUAGUGGAAAAAGCAGUCAGGGACAAGAAAAUCUUCUCCAUCUACGGGCACUACCCAGUGGUCCGCGCCGCCCUGCGCAGGAAGGGCUGGGUGGAGAAGAAGCUGCCCUCUCUGCCCAAGGGUGCCCCGGGCGUGGAGGACGCAGGUGAGCUUGCCGAUGGCUGCGGGUGUGUCCGUCAUGCAGGGCAUAAAGACGUGGCUCUGGAGAAUAUUGAGGACAUCCACGAGGUGAUGUCCAGGCUGGUAAAGAACGAGACACCCUACUUCCUGUGGACCAUCAAGAGGGACGUCAUCGACUACCACAGCCUGACGGGCGACCAGAUGCUGAACCACUACGGGAAGACGGCCUCCUUCACCACCAAGGUGAGGCGGGGCCCAGGCUGGCGGCAGGCAGGGGCUUCCCAGCGACAGAGGAAGCUCACCUCCUGGGUACCCCAGGACUCUGGGUCUGAGGCCAGGGCCAGAGUCAGUCCCGCAGCACCCCAGGGCACUCAUGUCCUUGUUCGCGACUUCCGGCUCACCGUGGCCGCCAGCAUCCUCAAGUGGGUCGUCGGCCGCCAGAACCGCAGCAGGAGCAAGCCCCGGAGCAGCAGGGCCGAGGCAGGGGACCGCGACCCGGGCAGCGGGAAAGAUCCAGAGGACGCUGAGGCCGAGCUCCGAGGCCUCCCGGGGCAGCUGGUGGACACCGCGUGCAGGGUGUGCCAGGCCUACCUGGGGCGGCUGGAGCAUGAGGACAUCGACAUGGGGGAGGAUGCCGAGGGGGACCUCACGGAGGCCGAGUGGAGUGACCUGACCCAGCAGUACUACACACUCGUGCACGGUGACGCUUUCAUCUCCAACUCGAAGAGCUACUUCCAGCAGUGCCAGGCCCUGCUGAGCAAGAUCUCGGCUGUGAACCCGCAGACGGAGAUUGACGGGCUGCACAACAUCUGGAUCGUAAAGCCGGCGGCCAAGUCCCGCGGCCGGGACAUUGUGUGCAUGAACCAUGUGGAGGACAUCUUGGGGCUGGCGGCUGCAGACCACGCUCCCCCCGGGGACAAGUGGGUGGUCCAAAAGUACAUUGAGACACCGCUGCUCAUCUGCGACACCAAGUUCGACAUCCGACAGUGGUUCCUGGUCACCGACUGGAACCCCCUGACCGUCUGGUUCUACAAGGACAGCUACCUGCGCUUCUCAACUCAGCGCUUCUCCCUAGACAACCUGGAUGGUGCCGUCCACCUGUGCAACCACUCCAUCCAGAGGGGCCUCCGCCACGACCAGGACCGCAGCCCCCUGCUGCCCGGCCACAACAUGUGGACCAGCACCCGCUUCUGCCAGUAUCUGCAGACGCGGGGCUGCGGGGCCGCGUGGGGUCGCCUCGUCUACCCUGCCAUGAAGCGGGCUGUGGCCCACGCCAUGCGCGUGGCCCAGGACCACGUGGAGCCCCGCAAGAACAGCUUCGAGCUGUUCGGCGCUGACUUCGUCCUGGGCAGAGACCUGCGGCCCUGGCUGAUUGAGAUCAACUCCGGGCCCACCAUGCGUCCGUCCACGCCCGUCACGGCCCAGCUCUGCGCGCAGGUGCAGGAGGACACCCUCAAGGUGGUGCUGGACCGCAAGCUGGACCACGCCUGUGACGUUGGCAACUUCGAGCUCCUGUGGAGACAGCCCACAGUGGACCCUCCACCGUUCAGCGGGCCCAACCUCGGUGUGCAAGGCACCGGCGUGGGCAAGGCCAGGCAGCCCACGCCACCCGUCUGCAGCCCCAGCACCCCAGCCCCGCUCUCGGACACCUGGCCACGGCCAGCACGGUGCCCCCGGGUCCUGCUGGACCCCAUCCUGGGCCCCCCGCAGUGCACCCUGCAGCGAGACCCCAGAAGGAAGGAGGCCCAGGAGCGCCCCUCUACCCUGCGGGUGACCCUUCCGAGGCCAGCCCCGGGCAGAGGUGCCAGCAGUCCCACCCAUGCCCAGCUCAGUGGGGAGAUGGCGCUCCCUGCGUGUCACUGUCAGAACAUGGACAAAGCGGCCCCAGGAGCCAGUUCUACCCACGCCCAGUCUGCCAAGUGCUUGGAUCCAAGCCUGUUACACAGACACGCCCUGGAGGCCACGCUGCCCAGCGUGGAAACGGCGGGGGCGCUCCACGUAGGCCACCCACAGUGCCAGGUUCUGCGGGAGUCGGUCCAUGCAGUACGGCCCGGGCCUGUCUGCGCGUGGUACCAGCAGCCCGAGAGCAAGAGGGGCUGA